Messenger RNA from Chanos chanos (milkfish), 1131 nucleotides. RefSeq names its product tRNA methyltransferase 10B (gene trmt10b). Gene Ontology annotation, biological process: tRNA N1-guanine methylation. Gene Ontology annotation, molecular function: tRNA binding. The coding region runs from base 5 to 961 and encodes 318 amino acids. The transcript has 8 exons. Gene Ontology annotation, cellular component: nucleus; nucleoplasm. NCBI's taxonomy places the organism in Eukaryota, Metazoa, Chordata, Actinopteri, Gonorynchiformes, Chanidae. The record is from RefSeq and is a predicted model, not a curated record.
UCCGAUGGAGGGACAAAUCGAUCCAACAUUUGAAAUCAACGGAGUUCAAACGAAUUUAGAGGAAGACUCUUGCGUACAGCAGAGGAAGCUGAUGGAAUCCUCGAUCACUGAUGGACUUGAUUUGCUGAACAUUGAUGUGGAAGUGGACACGGUUCCGUCAUUCAGAGAAGACGCAUCUUGUUCUAAAAAUGUAUUGCGGAAGCAGCGGAACUGGGAAAGGAGACUGGAGGCAAAGAAAAGCAAGAGGAAGGAGGAAAAACAAAGGAGAAAGCUGAACCGGUCAGAGAGAGGUGAUUUAGGUCCAUCAGAGCCUGAGUUCAGUAAACGUGUUGUCAAGGCGAUCACCCGGGAGCGUUUAGAGGAGGCCAGAGCAGUGGGACCCAGGCUGUGUGUGGACAUGAGCAUGACCGACUGCAUGUCACCCAAGGAGAUCAGUCGUCUGGCAGGCCAGAUUAGGAGACUCUACGGUUCAAACAGAAAAGCUCCCCAACCUUUUCACCUCUUCCUCACAAACAUGACAGAGGACAGCCUGGUGUAUAAGGAAUGCCUGCGGAUGAAUGACGGAUUUCUUCAUUACUUGAUUGACGUGACUGAAAAGAGUUGGUUGGAGCUGUUCACUUUAGAUGAUGUGAUCUAUUUAACGCCGGAUGCGAAUGAAGCUUUAGAACAAGUUGAAGGAGAUACCGUCUACAUUCUCGGAGGUCUCGUGGAUGAAAGCAUACAGAAGAAACUGAGCUACACCAGAGCCAAAGAACUGGGCGUACGCAUGGCGAGACUGCCUAUCGACGAGUACAUGGUGAAGAAAUCCAAUCCCAAAAACUUUCACUCCAAGAUCUUAGCUAUUAACCAAGUGUUUGAUAUCUUGCUGAUGUUCCGUGAGACAGGCAGUUGGACACAGGCUCUCAGUGCGAAUAUCCCACCUGGUAAAGGCUACAUGGUGGGCUUGAAUGCUCCUCUUUGAGGUCAACCGAUGACAAUCCAUCAUCUGAUGUCAAUUCCAUGUUUUGUUUUGGUUUUUUUGUAUCUAUUACUUUAUCUUACUCCUUUCCUGGAUAACACUGAAUUGAAUGCCAGAAGUGUAAAUGGACAUGUUUUGGGGACAGUUGGUGAUGUCACAAACUGUAACUGUAU